Molecule: messenger RNA, 4275 nt
Organism: Danio rerio (zebrafish)
Lineage: Eukaryota; Metazoa; Chordata; Actinopteri; Cypriniformes; Danionidae
Source: RefSeq, a predicted model, not a curated record
AUGAAGCAAGAUCAAGCUGCUGAUACUCUCCAGGGUGAGCUGUCCUUCAUUAAUCAGCAUAAAUGUAGCCUGAAGGAGAAAUAUCAAAGUGUGUUUGAAGGAAUUGCUCAGCAAGGAGACUCCACACUUCUGAAUAACAUCUACACAGAUCUCUAUAUCACUCAGGGUGCGAGUGAACAGGUCAACACUGAACAUGAGAUCAGACAGAUUGAAGCUGCUUCCAGACGUCAUCAGUCACUAGAGAUACAGGUUGAAUGCAAACAUUUGUUUGAAGCAGCUGAACAAGACGAGCAGAUCAGAACUGUCCUGACAAAAGGAGUUGCUGGCAUCGGGAAAUCAGUCUCUGUGCAAAAGUUUGUUCUGGAUUGGGCUGAAGGGAAAGAAAAUCAAGACAUCAGCUUCAUAUUUCCUCUUCCAUUCAGAGAGAUGAACUUAAUGGAGAAGGAAAGACAAAGUUUAAAAGACCACAUAACUCAGUUUUUCCCAGAGACUGAACUACUAGACCUUACAAGAAGCACACGAUUCAAAGUCCUGUUCAUCCUUGAUGGACUGGAUGAAUGUCGUCUUCCUCUGAACUUUGCUGGUAAUGAGACGUGUCGUGAUGUAUCUUCAGCAGUCUCUCUGGAUGUUCUCCUGACGAACCUCAUCAAGGGAAAUCUGCUUCCUUCUGCUCUCAUCUGGAUCACCAGCAGACCAGCAGCUGCCAGUAAGAUUCCUGCUGACUUUAUCGACCGGCUGACAGAGAUACGAGGAUUCAAUGAUGCCCAAAAGGAGGAGUACUUCAGAAAGAGACUCACAGAUCAGAAUCAGGCCAGAGAAAUCAUUGAUCACAUUAAACAGUCAAAGAGUCUCUUUAUUAUGUGCCACAUACCAGUCUUCUGCUGGAUUUCAGCCACUGUUCUCCAGAACAUACUGAAACUGAAACACAGGGCUCAUGCUGAAACACUGCAGGAAUCUCCCAAGACUCUGACACAGAUGUACAUACACUUUCUCCGCUUUCAGAUCCAGCAGAGCAGAAGAAAGUAUGAUGGAGAAAACACACCAGAUGUCUCCUGGGAUCCAAACCUCAUCCUUUCACUGGGGAAACUGGCCUUCCAGCAGCUGGAAAGAAACAAUGUGAUCUUCUAUGAGAGCGAUCUGAAAGACUGUGGCAUUGACGUCGAUAAGGCAUCGGUGUACUCAGGCAUGUGUACCCAGAUCUUUAAGGAGGAGACAGGAAUCAUUCUUGGUACCAUGUACUGCUUUCUCCACUUGAGCAUUCAGGAGUUCAUUGCAGCCCUUUAUCAACAACUGUUUCUAGACAUAAACAAGAAGCAUGUAUGGUUUUUUAUACAGAUGAGCAAAAAUAGAGGCAUGACUGAUUUGCUGAAGACUGCAGUGGACAAGGCUCUGGAAAGUGAGAAUGGACAUCUGGACCUUUACCUACGCUUCCUUCUCGGUCUGUCUCUCCAGUCCAAUCGACAGCUCUUACGAGGCCUGUUGACACAGCAGGAUGACAGUGACCAAAGCAAAGAGGAAAUAAUUGCCUACAUCAAGCAGAAACUUGAAGGUAAUCUGUCUCCAGAGAGAUCCAUCAAUCUGUUCUACUGUCUGAAUGAACUGAACGACCAAACUCUGCUGCAAGAGAUUCAGUCUCAUCUCAGUAGUGGAAGUCUGUCAUCUGCUGACCUUUCACCUGCCCAGUGGUCUGCUCUGGUCUUUGUGUUGUUGACCUCAGAGGAGGAGCUGGAGGAGUUUGAGCUUCAGAAAUUCCAGAGAUCAGACGAGUGUCUCAUCAGAAUAUCAGCAGUCAUUAAAUCCUCCAAAAGAGCUCUACUACAGGGCUGUAAUCUCACUGUUCAGUGCUGUGAGAGUUUGUCUUCAGCUCUACAAUCCUCAAACUGUGUGCUGAGAGAGCUGGACCUGAGUAACAAUGACCUGCAGGAUUCAGGAGUGAAGCUUCUCUCUGAUGGACUGAAGAGUGUGAACUGUAAACUGGACACACUGAGACUGGUCAUGUGUAAUCUCACUGCUCAGUGCUGUGAGAGUUUGUCUUCAGUUCUACAAUCCUCAAACUGUGUGCUGAGAGAGCUGGACCUGAGUAACAAUGACCUGCAGGAUUCAGGAGUGAAGCUUCUCUCUGAUGGACUGAAGAGUGUGAACUGUAAACUAGAGACAAUGAGAUUGUCUGGCUGUAUGGUGACAGAGGAAGGCUGUGGUUUUCUGUCUUCAGCUCUGAAUUCAAACCCCUCACACCUGAGAGAGCUGGAUCUGAGCUACAAUCAUCCAGGAGAUUCAGGAGUCAAGCUGCUCUCUGAACAACUGGAGGAUCCAAACUACACACUGGACAAACUCAAUCUGGAUCAUGGAGGACACACGAGGAUUACAGCAGGACUGCACAAAUAUGUCUGUUUCCUCACACUGGAUCCAAACACAGCACACACUCAACUCAUUCUGUCUGAGGAGAACAGAGAGGUGAAGUGUGUGAGAGAGAAACAGCCGUAUCCUGAUCAUCCAGACAGAUUUGAUGGUUAUCAUCAGGUGUUGUGCAGAGAGAGUGUGUGUGGACGCUGUUACUGGGAGAUUGACUGGAGUGGAGGUGAUGUGUUUAUAUCUGUGUCAUAUAAGAGCAUCAGGAGGAAGGGAAGAGGUGUUGAGUGUUGGUUUGGAUAUAAUGAUCAGUCCUGGAGUUUGAUCUGCUCUUCCUCCAGAUUCUCAUUCAGUCACAAUAACACACUCACUGAUCUCCCAGUGAAGGCGCUCAGCAGGAGAAUAGGAGUGUUUGUGGAUCACAGUGCAGGAACUCUGAUCUUCUACAACAUCUAUAGAGACACAAUGAGCCUCAUCCACUCAGUCCAGACCACAUUCACUGAGCCGCUCUGCCCUGGGUUUAGGCUUUAUUCUGGAUCAUCAAUGAAACUGGGCUGAAGUCUGACAAGAGAUUUACCCAGAAUUCUCUGCAGGAGCAGUGUGUGUGUAUGUGUGUGCACCCGUGUGAGUGAAUGAAUUCGCUACUAUGUGUGUGUGUGUGUGUGUGUGUGUGUGAGACAGAGAGAGUGUGUGUCCAGUACUUUCCCCAGAGGACUCUGUAAUUUGGCGUCAGAAAGUGUUGUGAAGACAGAAACAGGGUGAUGAGCAACAGUUGGUGCAGAUCCAUUAAUGAAAGAAAAAUAGGCGUCUCCUAUAACAACAUCAGCUCUCAAUAUCUGACCGCUGUUAUUUCAAGUGUGUUUGAUUACAUCCUGACAUACGGGGAGAAGAGAAAUGGAACAGCAGCACUAAGGUUUGUGUCAUGGCUCAGUAAAGCGUUUCCUUUCCACCCGAUCUACCCCUGUGCUGGACUGUGUUGGUGUGUGUGUGUGUUUCUUGCCGUAAAUAACAUCAGCCUUUUUGAGCCACAGAUACAGUAGGUGAGAGUUCAAUGUGGCCAUUACCGUCGCAUGAUCUACUGCCGCCGUUUUUUAAAAAAAAAGAUUGUGUUUUUUAGGUAUGACCGCAGUUUGCGACUAUGCCGUCAGGUGGCACAAAGAGACUGGAUGCAAACGGACAGAAAUAGACUAUAUACAUCAUAGAUUAUAUUAUUAGAUUAGCUGUAAAUACUCUGCUACUUGUAAAUAAACAUAAACAAUGAAACAAAGCAUUAUAAGUCCUUCAUUAAUCAUUGAAAAGACAACUAGGCAAUAUUAUUUAAAGGAAUAAAGAAUAACAAAUAAACCUUCAGGGUGAAGUGCUCAAGUCUGCUAUAUUCAGCACCAAAACACUAGUUGCUGUGAAAUUGUGUUGGCUACAACCAAUAAAUCAACCUUUAUCCAAUGGGAAAUUACAGUUAUUAAUAGUUCUCAUAUAAUAUACAUUUUCAAUAGCCUAAUCUACAAAUCAAACUAAUCCAAGGUUUUUCUUGAUGUUUGCAUAAUGAUAAUCUCCACCAAACUAAGGCUUUCAUUCUACAGCAUAUAAAACAUGUAUGCAAAUUAAGCAUAUUAUUAAGCAUAAACAUAUUACACUUUAAGGCUCAUUGUCUUUGUCUUUCAUUACAUGCAGCCCGCACACAUGAAUCACGAGUGAGACAGUCAUAAUCAUAAGACAUAAUCUUUAAACUAAUGACGUCUAUUAAAAAUAUUGACAGGUUUUGUAGUAAAAUAGCAGCGGAGCAUUAAUUAAAUGCAUAUUUAAGCUAUCUAUUUGAGGGAGCCUAUUUUUAUUUGACGGAAUAAAACAUGAUCGGACAAACAGCAUAUGCCGGUCCUUAAAGAAGAUUCAGUCAGUGUUUUCGUUUUAUAAUCCAAAUUUGUGAAG